AGUCUCCAUCUGAGACAGCGUCCCGUCGUUUCUCAAGUUCUCCAUGUUUCUGUGUGCGUCUCAGGCUGAGCUUUAACGCAGGCAGUCCUUGGUUCUCAUUAGAGAGAGAGAGAGAUAGAGAGAGAGAGAAUCAAGACGCUGGGAUUGAUCAGAGGGUCCAGAUUCUCGUGUGCGGGAUUAAAUGCGUGAUCUCCACCCUUGUAAGCACGUUUCUCCAUCCAUCCGCUGUGUUUUAUGGAGGUUUUGCGCGCUGGCGUCUGUAUCCGCAUCUUGACGGUUUUUGUUCUUAUUCUCUCGGAUUUAAGGGUUUUUCACCUUUUUCUGGCAGAUCUGAAGGCAACUCAACCUGACUGGAAUUAAAUCAGGAUAUACUUGUGUUUCUGAAACAUGGCAGGCACCGUCUCCGUCGACUCGAGGGCCGAAGCAUCUCGUCUGAGGAUCUGUGGUGCUUUGGAUUAACAGAUCUGCGCUCGCACAUUUGUGAGGAUUACGCCUUUGCUUUGCUGCCUUUGCCAUGCUUUGUCUGAGAAUGAUCCUUCGGGUUGUCUCUGUGGUUUGGGGAGUUACGCUCGUCGUUUGUCAGCAAGCACAGUUCACCACCGUCACCACAAACUAUGGGAAGCUGCGUGGAUUGCGUGUGGCGCUGCCUAGUGAGAUCCUGGGCCCCGUGGAGCAGUAUCUGGGGGUCCCGUAUGCGAUGCCCCCUACUGGACAGCGGCGCUUCCAGGCACCCGAGCCGCCGGCGUCGUGGCCUGGCAUCAGGAACGCCACGCAGUUCGCUCCGGUGUGUCCGCAGUAUCUGGAGGACCGGCUGCUGCUCACAGACAUGCUACCGGUGUGGUUUACUGCAAACCUGGACACGGUCGCAUCGUACAUACACGAGCAGAGCGAAGACUGUCUGUACCUCAACAUCUACGUGCCCACAGAGGAAGAUGCGCAUGACGACACGGGCUUGAAGCCGGUCAUGGUUUAUAUUCACGGCGGCUCGUACGUCGAGGGAACAGGGAACAUGAUCGACGGCAGCAUCCUCGCCAGCUACGGAAACGUGAUCGUCGUCACCGUGAACUACCGGUUAGGAGUGCUAGCGAGCGUUUGUGUCCCAGAUCUGUUUCAGAAAGCGAUCAUCCAGAGCGGGACGGCUCUCUCCAGCUGGGCCGUCAACUACCAGCCGGCCAAAUACACGCGCAUGCUGGCCGAGAAGGUGGGCUGCAACGAAGACGACACGGUCGAGCUGAUCGAGUGCCUCCAAAACAAAAACUACAAGGAGCUGAUCGAGCAGAACAUCACCCCCGCCAAAUACCACAUCGCCUUCGGACCCGUGAUCGACGGAGACGUCAUUCCGGAUGACCCGCAGAUCCUCAUGGAGCAGGGAGAGUUCCUCAACUACGAAAUAAUGCUAGGAGUGAACCAGGGCGAAGGCUACAAGUUCGUAGACGGGAUCUUAGACAGCGAGGAUAGAGUAACAAGCAAUGACUUCGAGUUCUCCAUAUCAGAAUUUGUCGACCAUUUGUACGGCUAUCCGGAAGGAAAGGACACCCUGCGGGAAACCAUAAAGUUCAUGUACACAGACUGGGCCGAUAGGGAAAACCCGGAGAUGCGACGAAAAACGCUGGUCGCGCUUUUCACGGAUCACCAGUGGGUGGCGCCGGCCGUGGCGACGGCGGACCUGCAUGCGCAGUACGGAUCGCCCACCUACUUUUAUGCCUUUUAUCACCACUGCCAGAGCGACAUGAAGCCUGCCUGGGCCGAUUCGGCACACGGAGACGAACUUCCGUACGUUUUCGGCAUUCCCAUGAUCGGCCCCACGGAUCUCUUCAACUGCAACUUCUCCAAGAACGACAUUAUGUUGAGCGCCGUGGUCAUGACGUACUGGACGAACUUCGCCAAAACUGGAGACCCGAAUCAGCCGGUUCCUCAAGACACAAAGUUCAUCCACACUAAACCGAACCGCUUUGAGGAGGUGGCCUGGUCUAAAUACAACCCUAAAGACCAGCUGUACCUGCACAUCGGCCUGAAGCCUCGCGUCCGCGACCACUACAGGGCCACCAAGAUCGCCUUCUGGCUGGAGUUAGUGCCGCAUUUACACAACAUCAACGAACUCUUCCAGUAUGUUUCAUCGACAACCAAAAUCCCACCACAGGACACGACGCCGUUCUCCUACACCAAACGCCUGUCCAACAAACUCUUGCCAUCGACCACCCGCCAUCCACCCGCUACUCCGGCCAACACCAAACAGAUGUCGGAUCAGCAGAAGACAUCCGAGCACGGCGACGGGGCGGUUAUCAUCGAAGCGCGAGAUUAUUCGACCGAGCUGAGCGUGACGAUCGCCGUCGGCGCGUCUUUGCUCUUCUUAAACAUCCUGGCGUUCGCAGCACUCUACUACAAGAAGGACAAACACCGGCUAGAGUCGAGUCGUAGGCACAGUCUGCCAAGAAAUCUCGCGAACGAUGUCCCCCGUGUGCCGAGCGAAGUAUUGAUGCAGCUCGGCCACGAUCACGAUUGCGAUUCGCUGCAAGGCCACGAUAUGAUUCAGCUGACCGGUCCUUUGGAUUACGCGCUAGCGAUGCGCCGUUCGCCCGACGACAUAUCGCUGAUAACGGCGAACACCAUCACUAUGAUUCCUCGCUCUUUCCCCGACUUGCCGCCAUCAUAUCUCAACCCGUUCAAUGCAUUCGGGAACAGCACUCCGAGCAGCACGGGCCUCCCGCAUGGACACUCUACGACGCGAGUAUAACUCGCCACAAGUCGACGGAUGAUUUAGAUGCGCACCCAGGUGCUCGAACACAAAUACUGAGGGUGUUAUUUUGUUACAGACUCUUUUAUGAAUAAGUAACGUUACACGUAUUAACCUGUAUAAUGUGAUCGGUGAAUGUAAUCAUUUUCGCAUUCAUGAAACAGCGACUGGAGCUUUCAAAAAAUAUGAUUACAUAAAUGAAGAAGUAUUAUUUGCAUCCUGAUUUCGUGGUUAAUGUGUGAGACGAUAAAUCACUAAACACUUGCAUCGCAGCACAAAUACCUGGUAAACAAUUUUGCUGUAACUAGAUAUUCAUAAUUAUGUUGGGGGUAGAAAGC
Molecule: messenger RNA, 3072 nt
Organism: Sinocyclocheilus grahami
Lineage: Eukaryota; Metazoa; Chordata; Actinopteri; Cypriniformes; Cyprinidae
Gene: nlgn4xb
Product: neuroligin 4 X-linked b
Exons: 5
Coding region: 515-2734 (739 amino acids)
Cellular component (GO): membrane
Molecular function (GO): neurexin family protein binding
Source: RefSeq, a predicted model, not a curated record